Messenger RNA from Trichobilharzia szidati, 624 nucleotides. The record is from the annotation of a GenBank genome assembly. NCBI's taxonomy places the organism in Eukaryota, Metazoa, Platyhelminthes, Trematoda, Strigeidida, Schistosomatidae.
GGCUCAUUGUGAUCUUAUCUUCGCACUGAUUAUUGUGGGGAUAUUACCAUUUCCUAUGCGAUAGGUUUUCCCCACCACUCAAUAAUUAAGCAUACACUUAACUUCUGAGUUGCACCUACUUUCUAUUCUUUGGUGGAUACCUUUGUCAUUGAUUAUUCACAAUGAUAUAUUAAUUUUUUUGUAAUAACCUAGGUGCAUUUGAAGAUGCCAUCGUUGGAAAAUAAUUAUCCAGGAGCAGCUAGUCUUAUUCAGGAUAUUGGAAAGAAAAUGGCAAUCAGUCUCCGUGGUGGCCGAAUGUUUAUUGGAUAUCUGAGAAUAAUCGAUCAGUUCGGAAAUGUUGUUCUUCAUGAAGCUGUGGAACGUAUUCAUGUGGAAAAAAAAUUCUGCGAUGUUCCCCAAGGCAUUCUACUAAUUAGGGGUGAAAAUAUUAUUAUUAUUGGAGAACUGAAUCCAGAAGUGGACAUUGAUGAGAAGUUGCAGAGGGUUUCAGAAGAAGAGAUAUACAAACUGCAACAAGAACAGACAGCUGCCCGCAAGGAGUUGGCCAGGAAACGUGCUGAGUUGUUUGCUUUGCGUGGAUUAGGCUUCCAAGAAUUCGGAGACAUAAUGUUUGAUGAUGCAUAA